CCUCACACAACCGCCUCCCAUAUUAGUCUACUCCAUUUACUACGCAAUACCAUAGCUAGCCUACGACCUGCAUUGGCGCUUUUUACGGUGUUGCUUGUUUCUUCUGUCUUCCGAGUCAAGGCUAUUCGCGAAGAAGCUAGCUCUUAAUGUCAGCUGAUGUCAUUUGCGCAAGUCGCUCAGAGGUUCGCCUAGGAGGAAAGUCGCUGUAACCUGCGACGGACAAAGUGCCAAGCGGCGACGGCCCCGCGAAGUUCCACCGCCAAACAUGGCACUAUGUUUGAUGGACAAGCCGCACCCGGGACCGUGUGUGCGGCAAGCCACAACUCAGCAACAGUUGUACGGCGGGUUUGGCAACAACGCCUACAAGGGCUACCAGUACUUAAAGGCUUUUCGGGACAGCAACAGCGGCAGCGUUGAUAACCAAAGCGGCAGCGGCGACGACGGCAGCGGCAGCAGCGGCGUCCGUGGCUAUCUGAGCAACAUCCGCAGCUACACAACCACCCCCUCAUCCACCUGCCAUUCCGCCACCACAGCUGCAAGACCUUGUGACACGCCUUCGGCCCUUUGUAGCUUUCACAACUCGCCGCAACCGCAACACAUUGCUCAUUGUUAUCAUCAGCAUCCUCAGCAGCAGCAGCAGCAGCAGAAAGAGCAGCUACAAUUUCCUGACAAGCCGCGGCAACUGUGCAUUGGUCAGGAGGGGCUGCAGCAGCAGCUGCUGCUGCAGCUGCAUCAACAGCAAGCGGCACUGCUGCUGCAACAACGCCCCGGAGAGCUCAUGUGCCGUCCUCGAGCCGCGCAGUCGCGGGUAGCACCGCAUCAGGACCUGCAAGCGCACAUGCAGCAGAUGCUCGAACAGCUGUACCAGCAGCAGCCCCAGCAGCAGCAGCAGCAGCUACAAAAGCAGUGGCAACUCCAACAAACGCACCCGCAGCUAAUACAGCAAGCCCAACACGUCGGGAGCUCCCUCAACCCUUUCAACAGCGGUCAGGCUGGUACAGCGACUCAGCCGGCCCAGCAGCAGCAGCAGUACAGCCACGUCCAUCUGCCUCAUCAGUCGCAGCCACAGAUACACCCACUUCCAGCUUCCUGGCUGCACACGCAAGAGGUUCAACGCCUGCUACAGCAACAGCCGCUGCUGCCGCCGCCGCCGCAGCAGCAGCAGCAGCAGCUCUCGCUCUGCUGGUUACUCGUUGAGCCCCACUUGCCCUCGCAGCCGCAGCUCCAGCAGCAGCAGCAGACUCAGCAGCUGCACCAACAGCAAGUGCAACAACCUCAUGUCCUCCAGAAGCCCGCCAUCCAUCCUCUCUUCCCUAACACGCCUACUUGUGACGGGGCACGCAGCCUUCAGUUGCCGUCUUUUAAUCUGAAACGCUUACGUGAGCCGCAGUCCCCGGAGCAAGUAGACGGCUUUGGCGACAGCAGCCGUCGCUGCCGGCCCUUCAGCUUCCGACCCACGGGUCAUGGUGUCCCUGACACCAGUCUUGCUGAUGUCUCGGCGGUUUCAGUUGCACAAGCGCACCCGGCGUACCUUUUGACGGUGCAGAGUGAAACCAUGCAGCCGGAGUUUGGAACCAAGGCAGCUAAUGGUGCUACCGAUGCAACCACGUUUCCCGUUCGUGCCGUUCAGCCGUCGUCCCUCUGCCCCGUCGACACACUCCCAAACGCAGCCUUCGCAGCUCCCACCAUUCCCCCGUCGUCACGGCACAAGCUACCGCUUCUUUCUUCUCCAACAGACCCUGUAGAAGUCCUAACGGAGGGCUUCAUCCUACACGCAGCUCGGGCCUUACGUGUGAACCCUGACACAUCAGCCACACUCGCCCUCCACAUCUGGCGACGGAUAAGCGGCAUGGUACGCCUGCUGCUGUCCAUUCGGCGGCCUACGGUGCACCUUACCUUCGCCGCCGGCUCUGGUGUCGGCACGGCAGCAGUGACGGCUUACAGCGACCCACGGGUCGUCACGGCAACUACGCACCGCAUUUACGCAGCGGCAUGCUUGUGGCUGGGUUCCAAGCUAGAGGGGCAGCGGCUGGAGGUCCCGGGCGCAGCUCUCAUAGCGGCGCUGGCGCAGACAGCGCCUGGGGUGAUCAGCGCAGUUGAGAUUCGUGUGUUGGAGUGGGUGGACUGGCGGCCUUGCCUGGGCUACGUGCCGUGAGGGAGUUAGUGCUGAAUGUCGGCAGUGCUAAUCGUGGCUGGCGCUGUACGGGGCGAUGUGCCAAGAAGGUGUCAGCAAGGAGUGUUGGCAGCGAGGAUUGCGGGGUAGGUGUUCGUCAAGCAGAGGUUUAACGGAUGCAGUUGGAAGAACGGCAUGUCGUGCUGUAGCCGGAAGAAGCUGACCAGCAGCAACAGCGGGAGCAGCAAGGAGAGUGAAACAUGGGCUGGGUGUUCUUACGUGCGGGUUGGAAAAGCGGUUGGUUGUCUGUAGGUGCACGCACGGUUUGCAAUUACGCCGGGUGUUGCAGCAGUACGGGAUCGUAGCUGCAGUUACAUGCUCAUGGGAGCUAGCCAGACCCAAACGGCGCAUGCAAGUGUCUAGAAGUGUGCAUAGCUGUAGUUCUCGAGGCACGUGUGGGCGCUGUCCCGCCAGGGCGGGGUCGUCAUCUAGCGUUUGCUGGUUUUCAAAGAUAUUGCUGCUGCUGGUUGUGGAUGCUGGUUGUGGUUGCCACGGGGGGCGGAUGAAUGCCCCCUUCGGCAAGGACGAAGAGGAGCCCGUGGUAUGCCACCUACCCUCACGGAGGAAAUGCACCCGGGUACGCAGUGACGGGCAUGCGUUUCCUGCAGGUAGGGGCGUGUCAAGGGGGAGGGGCGGAGCGGGGGCAGUAGGUGGUGUCGCCUACUGCGCGCAUUACCCCGCCCCCAAACUAGUCUGCGACGUUCCUUUCGUGUAUGCAGCGCCUGAGGUAGGUAGGUAGGUAGGUAGGUAGCAUAGCGCGGUAGGUAUACGUAGCCAGUCGUAUAGUGGUCUCAUCGUGCAGUUCAAAACCAGGCGCACAUUUGCGAGUGCAAUGCAGGUGAGGGCGGUGAGCGCCUCGUAUGGCAGGAAUUUUUGUGGUGCUGUCCCAGGGCUAGCGCAUGGCCUCACGCUUAAGCCAUCGUGCCUUUAGGACCAGCAGUAAAGGGAGGAACAGCAGUAGCUGCUGGAUGGUGGUGGCGAGGAAGUGGGUGACAGUGAUUCUUCGCGGCCCUUUUGAUAUCCCUCCAAGCAAAGUGCCGAAUGCACGGCAGAGGGCCCCUAACUAGCAAAGACCAACGAUGGGCACCUAACUCGCUGACACCUGACUUGCUGACAUUUGCAGGACGGCGACUGCGUGUUAGUGCGACUGUGGUGGCGCGGCUGUGUGGGUUUGCCUGUUUUGUGUUAAAUUUCUGUUGCCUGCUUUGCAGCAUGCGUUCGACACUGGCUAGCGAUAUGGUCGUGAACUCAUGAUGAUGCAGUGGAGGUGUGUACUGGGGGCUAUUGCUUGGUUGGGCUGUGACUGCUAAGGCUGUGGCCCAACGGGUUGUUUGGUUGCUGGAGCGUGGUUUUUCUGCUCGUUCGUACGCUAUCGGACCUGCGUACGAACGGACUUUUGUUGGCGGCUGGGUGUGUUGGUGUACAGAGGUGCAGCGUGCAUGUCGCGUGUUGGCUUCUGAAGUCUUUGGUGUGGUCUUGGUUGCCGUGAACAUGGAUGCCGUUAGUCGCUUUCGCAGGUGCAUUGCAGCCCGUCAAUCUUCAAGUGGGCGCUAGACGUUAGUAGUCGCGACAAUGAGACAGCAGUGGUAGAUAAGCAUGGUACUAGCUGGUGAAUCCUUACAUGCACUCAUUACAGUUUUACGCUUUCCCGCUGUGAUGAAGGAUACGCCUGGAAUCUUACCUUCCUCCACUUAUGUUAGUUUAUGAUAUAUUUACUGCUUGACUGACAAUCAAUGAAUGGUGCCGGAAGUGUCUUGUGACCAUCAGCAAACCGAUCACAGAUCGGUGAUCACAGAUCGGUGUGUCGAUCUGUGUUAAACCGAUACCGGCCGAGCAUUGCUUGUGUGCACGUACGUGGUACGCGUGGUGGUAUAAGGGGGGUAUGUAUGGCUGCUGUAUGUGGAUGGUUCCCCGCUUGGGUGCGUGGGCGGUGCAGAAGCCACGCACUGCACAAGCAGGGAGCAUAUUUCUUCAACACAUGACGCCCUGACCUUCCUUAGUUGUUGCCCUGAGACAGCUCAUUUGAUGGCACGCUAAGAUAAAUAUAUACAAGAAAGCUGCAAUGGUGUUGUGUUAGGCAGGGUUGUUGGCUUCUUUGCAAGGGUUCGUUGUGAGGUAGAUACACCACGAACUUUCCGCUCUGUUCUGCUAGCAGUGCUAUUAUUGCGGAUGUUUGUUUAGGUAGGUUGUACGGAACACGCGAAUUGUGUGCAGGAGAAGAAGAAGAAGCUGGUGCAGUUGAAGCAAGUAUUUGAAAACAGCAAUGUCUCCAUGGAACUUGUUGUGAUAGAUGGGCUCUCAGUCCGAUGGCUGUUGUGCCGAGGGCAAUGCCAUUUUUGCGCGCGCUUCCAGGUAUUGGUUACCAACAAUAUAGAGCUAAUAACUGCGUAGUCUAGCCCUUAGCUGGGACAGUCGUGUUGAAUUCGUGGUUGUGAAGUUUAGAAGUCCGCCAGUUGCCUUCAUGCUCAUGGGUGAUGUUUUCCUGGCAACGGAACCUAGUAAGCAUGCUCAAUGUAAUUUCGGAAGUGGAG
Messenger RNA from Astrephomene gubernaculifera, 4704 nucleotides. Lineage: Eukaryota; Viridiplantae; Chlorophyta; Chlorophyceae; Chlamydomonadales; Astrephomenaceae. The record is from the annotation of a GenBank genome assembly.